Messenger RNA from Neolamprologus brichardi, 2827 nucleotides. NCBI's taxonomy places the organism in Eukaryota, Metazoa, Chordata, Actinopteri, Cichliformes, Cichlidae. The record is from RefSeq and is a predicted model, not a curated record.
GGCUCUUCAAGUGCCAAAUUGCUUUAUAUUUCUUCACUUAAAUAUACGGCCGCAAGUAGGGCUGACAUGGGCCCCAGGUUUGAUGUGUUCUGCCGUAAACUGGACAAACCAACAUAAGGAUGGAAGCCACUGUGGGACUUUUUCAGUAAGUUGAGCAUGUGUUUUAUAAGUUAAUCAGUAAAUUAACACCAAUAGCUAGUUAACCCAUAGCUAUUCACACAACAACGGGGUGUUGGGAAACUAUGAUGUUUUUAUUUUAGAAAAAAAAGUACACAUGAAUUAAUGUACUUUAAUAGAAAAUGGAAAGGUGAUACAACCUCAAAAACGUGGUUGCCUCUAGAUUUAAAAAGAGAAAUAAGGUCGAGUAGUUACACUAUAUAAAAAAUAAAUGCACAAUUUAAAAAACAAAAUUUAUAGGUAGGUAUAUCGACUUCUUAUUAAAUUAUAUGAAUUAUUAUGGAUUUGUCUGCCACAGUGUUUUUCUUUAAACUACUUAGAAACACGUUUACUGGCAGUCAGCGAUGUCACUGAAAGGCAAGGUUCUGUUGCCAUAGUCUCCUGAGUUUAUUUUGAAAGCUCACUUACAGAACUCACUUAAACAGCUUAGAAAAGACAAGCACACACAUUUGAAGAAGUAUUCCCUCAUUACGGUGACAUUUUCCAUUUUAAAAGGUCUCAAAAAUUAACAUGAAAAAGGAAACUAGAAAAAAUACAAAUUCAGGAGAUAAGAAAGAUCCAGGAGAUCAAAACUCUAAGAGCAGGAUGGCUAAAAGAAAGGCCAGUCCUGAAAAGGAGACCCCCGUAAAAAGAAGGAGGGUCACUGAGCAGGCUGCUCCUUCCACCAGCUCAGAUACACAUGAGGUCAAAGCAGUGAAGCGUAAGGCCCAGCAAGAUGGAGCGGGCACAACCAGUCCACCAAAGAAGAUUAAACUUGCUGAGCCUACGAGUGGAGACAGGGAGCAAGCGUCUUCCUCUGUGGAUGCUGGUAAAGACUGCAGUCAAAACACAAAGGGGUGCACAAAAAAUGGCAGAAGGAAGUCUGCAGGAGACAGCAAAGAGUCACCUAAGAAAAAGAAAAAGGACAAAACCAAAAACGUCGUCCAAAAUUCAGCAGACGACCAGCAACGGGAAUACCAAGCCAGAUAUGUGCAGGAGCACCAUCUAGGAAAUGGCGGCUGUGGAGCAGUGUUUGCUGGCUACAGGAUAACAGAUCAUUUCCCAGUAGCCAUCAAACACGUUCCCAAGGACAGAAUCCCCAUCCAAGUGACGGAUGAAAAUGGGAAGGAAGUCUCAGUGGAAGUGGCCAUUUUGCUGAAGCUUGCAGCUGAAGCAGAUGGAUCAGUGGGAAUGUCGGCUCCCGUUUCUCUGUUGGACUGGUUUGACUUCGGCACAGAGCUGAUCCUGGUGCAGGAGAGACCUGUCCCCGCUGUGGACCUGUUUGAUUACAUAAGAGAAAAUGGAGGAUGUUUACCAGAAGAAAAGGCCAAGGUCAUUCUGAAGCAACUGGUUGAUGCAGCAAAGGACCUGGAGGAGAAACACAUCUUUCACCGGGACAUCAAGAGUGACAACAUUCUGAUUGAGACCGGCUCAGAUGUGCCUCGAGUUCGUAUCAUUGACUUUGGACUGAGCUGCUUUGCUACGAAGCGAUCGCGGUUCCGCUUCUUCUAUGGUACACCUAUCCACACCCCUCCCGAAUGUUACUGGGGCAAAAAAUACAGGCCUGGACCCACCACGGUGUGGCAAAUGGGAGUGGUGCUGUAUGAAACGCUUCAUGUGGGGGAGUUUAAUAUCCUGACGUUCCUCGAAAAGGAACUGAAAUUCAACAAGCAUCUGUCCCCACACUGCCGGAAUUUCUUGGACGCGUGUUUAACCGAUGUCCCGGAGAAGCGCCCAACGCUGGGGGACCUCCAGCGUCACCCCUGGCUCAGAUAAACCCAUCUCUCACACACACACACACACACACACACACACACACAUUUCAUAUCUUAUCAUAAGUGUGAUACAUGACCUAACUUUCUUUUUUUUGUCUUUCUUUCAUUUUUUUUGCUUUUUUAACAGGAAAAGAUUGUUUUUUGGGUUUUUUUGGCCAAUUCUAAAUUUUGCUAUCAUGAAAUUCCUGUAAACCCCACCCCCCCCAGCCAUCCCAGGAAAGGGGAUCUCUCUUUGAAUUGGCUUUCCCGAGGUUUCUUCCCAUUAUUCUGGCCCCCCGGGGAGUUUUUCCUCGUCUUCAUAGAGAGCUUGGGCUGGGUCAGGAGCUUCAUCAAAAUUGGCCUUAUUUGAUUAGGUUAAUGUAAUAAAAUACGUUGAUGUAAUCAAAAUUAGUAAAAAUUAAAAGAUUUAACUUAAACUUCCAUUAAAACUUGUUUAACUCAACUUUGCUGAGAAUACUCUUUCAUUACCAUGUCAAGGAUUGUUUUUUACUCAUGAUGCAUUUUGACAAGUAAGAAAACUGAAAACUAAAUCAGGUUAAAGUAUGCACAACUAAAGUCACACUGUCACUGCUCUGAAGACUUGCAUCCGUUGCCCUAACCUCUAAUGCGUCUCAACAGAUUUCCCCGAUCUAACAGAGGUUGCAACAGUUUUUCCUUCCCACUGUUGCUGAUUGUUUGCUCAUAGUGGGCUCUCUGAUUGGUGGGAUUCAUUUUCUAAUAGUAUAUGGUCUCUGCAUUCCAAUGUAAAGUGCCUCUAGACAACAGAUGUGACUUGUUGCUAUAGUUAAGGUUGAAUUUAAUCAUUAAUGUCCAUUCAGUAGUGAAAAUUUUAUAUUUCUUAACAGGGGUGGGUUUUGAUGAUCGAUUUAUCAAUUAAAAUUGAUUCUGGCUUGGAU